Messenger RNA from Prunus armeniaca (apricot), 915 nucleotides. Lineage: Eukaryota; Viridiplantae; Streptophyta; Magnoliopsida; Rosales; Rosaceae. The record is from the annotation of a GenBank genome assembly.
AUGGUGGCUGCUUUGAGAGCCGUAAGCAGGUCACUGAGACAUUACAAACCCAGAACCUCUGCAUUUCCAGAGAGUCAGCAAUGGAUUUACGUAACUCGCCGCAGUCUAAUUUUGGAUCAAGCACCUUCUCACUCUGUCAGCCUUCACAGACUCUCUGACUCUGAUUCAGGGAUUGUUGAGGUUAGUUUGGAGAGGCCUGAGGUGAGAAAUGCAAUAGGGAAAGAUAUGCUGAGAGGGUUGCAGAAUACCUUUGAAGCUAUUAGUAAGGACUCUUCUGCUAAUGUUUUGAUGAUCCGCAGCAAAGUGCCCAAGGUAUUCUGUGCUGGCGCGGAUUUGAAGGAACGCAAAAUGAUGAGUUCAUCUGAAGUUCGAGAUUUUGUCAAUACGCUGCGUGCCACAUUCUCGUUUUUAGAGGUACUUUGUAUUCCUACUAUUGCUGUUAUUGAAGGAGCAGCAUUGGGCGGUGGACUUGAAAUGGCUUUAUCAUGCGAUCUCCGGAUAUGUGGAGAAGAAGCAGUGAUGGGCUUGCCAGAAACAGGACUUGCAAUAAUUCCGGGGGCAGGUGGAACACAGCGACUUCCUAGAAUUGUGGGAAAAGCAUUAGCAAAGGAACUCAUAUUCACUGGCAGGAAGAUUGGUGGCAGAGAAGCAAUGUCGAUUGGUCUGGUAAAUUGCUGUGUUCCUGCUGGUGAAGCUCAUAUAAAGGCACUUGAAAUUGCUCGCAAUAUAAACGAGAAGGGUCCCAUAGCAGUAAGGAUGGCAAAAAAAGCUAUUGACGAGGGCCUGGAGGUACAUAAGACCUCAGCUUUGGCACUAGAAGAAGAAUGCUAUGAACAAACCUUGAACACAAAUGAUCGCUUGGAAGCCCUAGCAGCAUUUGCUGAGAAGCGCAAGCCAAGGUAUACUGGAGAUUAA